Messenger RNA from Marasmius oreades (fairy-ring Marasmius), 918 nucleotides. RefSeq lists its product as uncharacterized. Gene Ontology annotation, molecular function: DNA binding. The transcript has 6 exons. The record is from RefSeq and is a predicted model, not a curated record. The coding region runs from base 1 to 918 and encodes 305 amino acids. Lineage: Eukaryota; Fungi; Basidiomycota; Agaricomycetes; Agaricales; Marasmiaceae.
AUGCAACGACCGACGUUAGAAAGCGUUCGUGUGCGCUCCACAAGAGACGCUCUUCAAGUCUUUUAUGGAGUCGCCACAAACAAAUUGCCUCUCAUCACUCGUCGCCUCGAUGCGGAAGAACGGCGAGCAAUCGUUCCUGGAAAUGUAUAUGUCUGGGAGGAACGUGGCGCCAACACCGAGACGAUAGGCAUCGGUAUGGAACGCUGGACUGACGGGAUGGGUUGGGGACCAAGUAGAGUUCGAGAUGAAUUUCUUUUUUAUCACCAAAAAGAAUCCGAUGUUGAGGACGAUCCUUCAAACCCUGUCACUCCUUGGGCCCAGCUGUUGAGGAGACGUGACUCUUCACAUCUGGCAAGGAGCGGGAAGUCCGAACCUGAACGUCUGGUCAAGCAAACAUACAGCGUUCACGUUUCACUGCCCACCGAUCGACCGCAAGGAAUCGUCAGAAAAUGGCAUUUAACUGCUUAUUUCAGUCAAGAAGGCCUCAAUCGACUCGCCACCAUCGAUAGUAUUCGUGGAAUAGGUGAUGUUCCAGUACCAGAAGGCAUUUUUAGAAGCGCUCGUGCCAGCAAAAUGCGACGGGACCCACGGGAGGGACUAAGCCCCAUUGACAUUCAGCCAUCCGACGUCGGGGAGGCAUACUACCCUAGCGAAGAUGGGCACUCUUACUCCCCACGGCUACCAGGACAUCAUCCGACAAUGCCAGUCCCUUCAAUAGGGUAUCAUAGACCUGCUUCAUCUAGCUCGUCAAAUAACUCUAGUCCGGUGUCCGUCAAUUCGUCCCUCGGCCUGCCUGGCCCCAGACACGGAUAUUUAGUUCCUCUGGAACACCUACAAAAUGCAUCUUCCCCUAGACGAGAUCCCGCCGAUGAACAACUCCUACGACGCUUUAGCCAUGGACGGUAUUUCCCCAGUUGA